GAUUCCACUUGACAAAUCGUCACGACAAUUGGAUAAAACGUCGCUCCCACUCCCCGGGCCAUGUCUGUCGAGCGAAAACAGGCAAGCGAAGGAGAUACUGUCUCCGGCCUAGAAAACGGCGAACGGAUACUGUAGCUCAAGUCAUCAGCGGAGGAUUGAGCGACCUGAAAAACGAUGGCUAGGGUUCUGAGGACUCCCAUCUCGGCGGCAUUCAAGAUCUCGGAGAGAAACUGCGAUCAUUUACCCCUUUCCUCCUCUUCCUCAUCUACUUCUUCCCAUGGAUUUUCUUGGUGCUUUGAAUUUAAGAAGAAUCUCCAUUUCCGCUGUUAUUCUGCUUUGGCGGCUGCGGAGGUGGUGACCGGCGGAAUUAGAGGGAUGCCGCUUCAGGGGGGCCUCCGAGGCGGAUGGGAUUUGUUGGGAGCGAAAGAGUAUUUAGAAUACAGGAGAUCUCUCUACGGGGACAUCACGCACAGGGCACUCCUGGUGGACGUCGCCGGCACUCUUCUCAAGCCCUCCCAGCCUGUACCACAAGUAUACCGACAGUUUGGAGAGAAAUACGGUGUGCAGUUCUCUGAGGAUGAGAUACUGCAAAGAUAUCGCUGGGCUUAUGAGCAGCCAUGGGGUCGGUCUAGGCUGAGAUAUGUUGAUGAUGGGAGGCCAUUUUGGCAAUUCAUUGUUGCUUCGUCCACAGGCUGUUCAGAUUCUCAAUACUUUGAAGAACUUUAUCAAUACUAUACUACUGACAAGGCAUGGCACCUUUGUGAUCCUAAUGCCGAAAAGGUCUUUGAAGCUCUCAGGGAAGCUGGGGUGAAAGUAGCUGUUGUCUCAAAUUUUGACACUAGAUUACGACCUCUACUAAGGGCUCUCAAGUGCGAUCACUGGUUUGAUGGAGUUGCUGUCUCUGCUGAGGUAGCGGCAGAGAAGCCGAACCCGAUGAUAUUUAUGAGGGCGUGUGAGUUACUGGGAGUGAAACCUGAAGACGCAGUGCAUGUAGGUGAUGAUAGGAGGAAUGAUGUAUGGGGCGCAAGGGAUGCUGGUUGCGAUGCUUGGCUUUGGGGCAGUGAUGUUCAUUCUUUUAAAGAGGUUGCCGAGAGGAUUGGAGUCGAGCUUUGAGGAAUCGCAGGUGCAGCAUUGCUGAAUCAUCUCAGUGGUCCACGAGAUUGUACAUUUUCUCAACCCCUUCCCUAAAUUCCACUGUACGGUUCAUGCAUAUAGCUUGUAUGUAAUAAAGAAAUGCUAAAGUGCGGACUUGAAGAUGCAUACAGGGUCCUACAUAAAAAAUAAAAUUACCAAAAUGCUGAAGUCGACAUUUUUAGCAUUUUCUUCAGUAGUUUUAAAUGAGAAGAGGUAGGUAUGUUAAAGCUUCGGUCUUGUGUAU
This is a messenger RNA of Phalaenopsis equestris, 1378 nucleotides long. Its product is annotated as haloacid dehalogenase-like hydrolase domain-containing protein 3. Bases 175 to 1113 code for a protein of 312 amino acids. The record is from RefSeq and is a predicted model, not a curated record. NCBI's taxonomy places the organism in Eukaryota, Viridiplantae, Streptophyta, Magnoliopsida, Asparagales, Orchidaceae. The transcript has 6 exons.